This is a messenger RNA of Fonsecaea erecta, 1767 nucleotides long. RefSeq lists its product as hypothetical. The coding region runs from base 1 to 1767 and encodes 588 amino acids. Gene Ontology annotation, molecular function: phosphatidylinositol-4,5-bisphosphate phospholipase C activity. The record is from RefSeq and is a predicted model, not a curated record. The transcript has a single exon. Gene Ontology annotation, biological process: lipid metabolic process; phosphatidylinositol-mediated signaling. NCBI's taxonomy places the organism in Eukaryota, Fungi, Ascomycota, Eurotiomycetes, Chaetothyriales, Herpotrichiellaceae.
AUGUCCGCAUCACCACCGUCCCAUUUCGCCUCGCACAUGGCCAGACUGAAUCCUUUCGCGAAGAAGUCUGGCAAAUUCGAGUACGAGGACGCCGGUGAAGUCAUCGACGCCUCGAGUGUUGCCGGCGGUGGCCGUGGCUCUCGCGCAACCGACAUCACCAAGCACCAGCUCCGGGUCAGCCAUGCGCUCAAGGCGUUCCUGGUACAGCACCACGUCAUCUCGGAGAACGAUGCUGCGCUAGACAAACCAGACGAAGUCACCGAACCACUACGCGCGUUCCUCAGCAAGCCACACAUCAACGUCCCAUCCCAUAUAACGGAUCGGUCUUAUCCAUUGUCCGAAUACUUCAUCAGCUCCAGUCACAACACCUACCUGUUGGCUCAUCAGUUGUACGGCACUUCUUCGGCCGAUGCCUACAGGACCGCUCUCAAUACUGGAUCUCGCUGUGUGGAGAUCGAUGCUUGGGACAAUGAAGAAAACAAAGACGAACCCAAGGUCACGCACGGCUACACGCUCGUCUCGAGCAUCCCCUUCCGCGCGGUGUGUGAAACAAUCCGCGAUGUCAUCGACCAGGAAGCUGCUCAGUCUGUCUCCCAGCCAGGGUACCGAGCAGCUCCAAUUCUGCUGUCUCUGGAGAACCAUUGCGAUGCACGCGGUCAACUGCGUCUUGUCGAGAUCAUGAGAGAGGUCUGGGGUGACCGGCUGUUGAGCAAGGCCGUCAGGGAGAAAGGGCACGACGAGCAGCACGGCGCCGGCGACCAAGUGACUCUCGAGGACCUGGGGUCGAAGAUAGUCCUGAUUGUCGAAUACCAUUUCCCCAAUGAAUCACAGAGCGAAGAGGAGAAUUCCAACUCCGACGAGGAGGAUGCAGAAACGAAACAGGCCCGGAAGGCGUACAACGAGAAGAAGAAGACGGCGACCAGUGUCAUCAUCCCUGAGCUGGCCGAGCUCGGUGUCUACGCUCAAUCGGUGAAACCACGCGACAAUUCGUGGUAUGGCGACGCUGGACUCAAGGACGGGCCCCAUCACCACCUCAUCAAUGUCUCAGAAACCGGCCUCAAGGCCUACAUGCCGGUCGAGAACGACAAAAUCGCCCGCCACAACGCGCGACAUCUGAUGCGGGUUUAUCCCAAGGGCACGCGGAUAUCGUCCCGCAACCUCAAGCCGGUGCAGUUCUGGGGCAUUGGCGCCCAAGUCUGUGCCCUCAACUGGCAGACGUUCGGGGCCAGCAUCCAGCUGAACGAGGCGCUGUUCAGUGGUACGGAUGGUUAUGUUUUGAAGCCAGCGGCCCUCCGAUCAGGCGGAUCUGGCCGACUCAACACCGGGAAGAGGAAGAUCCUCCGUCUCCACGUCGCCGGAGCCACCGAUGUGCCUGUCCCUGAAGGCCGUGAAGUUGACGACAUCAAGCCAUACUUGACCUGCAAACUCUACCACCCGGACUUUGAAGACGAUGACGCUCCGAAGCGGAAGACGGCACACUACAGACAACACAAGCUCGGGCUGAUGCAUCGAGGCGAGAACCCUCCCGCCACGCAUCCCUUUUGGGACGAGGUGCUGCUGUGGGAAUACGAAGACAACGAGCUGGUGUUUCUGCGGAUGCUCAUCAAGAGCGACGACAGUUUCGCCAUCAACCCGGUCUUUGCCGUUGCGGCUGUGAGGUUGCUCUACGUAGCCCCGGGCUGGAACUUUAUCCGCAUGCUGGACUUGAAGGGCAGGGAGACGACCUGUUCGAUUCUCGUCAAGUUCGAGAUCGAGGAUGCAGUAUGA